Neoarthrinium moseri is the source of this 978-nucleotide messenger RNA. RefSeq lists its product as uncharacterized. The transcript has 2 exons. The record is from RefSeq and is a predicted model, not a curated record. The coding region runs from base 1 to 978 and encodes 325 amino acids. Lineage: Eukaryota; Fungi; Ascomycota; Sordariomycetes; Amphisphaeriales; Apiosporaceae.
AUGUCGCCACCAAUGCAGCUCACAUCUCACCUCAACACCCCAUACGCCCCCACUAGCGACGCCCUCGAUCGCCACGACUUUGGUGUUUCCAAGAACCGGAAGUUAGCAUCAACGGGUGGAGGCAGAGCAUGGAGCGAGGAUGAGGAAGUUUAUCUUCUGCAAACUCGGCUCCAGAAAAUGCCAUAUAAACAUAUCGCCGCUCACCUGAAGAAGACCGAAUUGGCCUGUCGAUUGCAUUAUCACCAGCUCAGUCACGGAAGUAACCGCCGCAAACGAACUACCUCUGUCUCAUCUGGCUCAUCCUCGGGGCACUCGCCUAUACUACCCGCCGCCAUCCCUUCUCCGAUUCGGGAAUGCUCGUCCAGAGACUCGACCCCCCCUGGGAGUGCUGGCAGCUACGGCCCUAGUUCUCCUGGCCCCGUCCAGCUUCCCAGCAUCAUGGCCAAUACCAGCUCCUCGCCGCGCUUGCCUGCCAUCCUUCCGAAGCCAGCUGCGAUGAAUCUUACCACUGCAGCCAUGUCUCCCGGUCUCGGAUACCCUACCCCUAUUCCUGAGACAGCUAGGUCCCUUGGACCUUCGCCUUUUCCUCAGCCCUCGCCAAUCAGUCACGCGCCGGCUCUGCGCCUUGACUGCUCUCUUCCCCCGCCUUCAGCUCUAGUCGACCUCCCUCGUCUUCAGUCCAUCUACUCGGCUCAUCGGUCAUCAUUUUGGGGUGCCAUCGCCAACGACUACGGUGCUGGCGUCAGCCCCAUCGUCUUGGAGCAGGCUUGGAAGGCAAACAUCUUGUCGACUGGGACCCAGACCCCUAUUACUCCCAUGACAAGCCCAAAUGACCGUGAUCCUAUGUACGAGAAGCAGGAUCGGACUCGGAUCAGUGCUAUCUUGGGAAUCGAUGCCAACCCAAGGAGCCCAAGAGAGCGUGAGAUGGUUAGAAGGCUCGAAGAGGAAAGGAGUGUGGGUGUGGUUGCCAGCGCAUGA